Spirometra erinaceieuropaei is the source of this 17755-nucleotide messenger RNA. The record is from the annotation of a GenBank genome assembly. NCBI's taxonomy places the organism in Eukaryota, Metazoa, Platyhelminthes, Cestoda, Diphyllobothriidea, Diphyllobothriidae.
AUGGUAUCUUUUGAUGUCACGUCCCUCUUUACUUCUAUCCCCCAGGAUCUGGCAAUCGAGACCGUCCAACUACUCCUACGAAACAAAAACGAUGAAACGAAGAAUCGUCUCGGACAUGCCCAAGUCCUUCAGCUCCUAAAGUUCUGUCUCAGGACGUACUUCACGUUUGAUGGAACAAUCUACGAGCAAGUGAAGGGAACACCAAUGGGCUCGCCGAUUUCGGGAUUCAUCGCCGAGGCGGUGCUACAGCGGUUGGAGUCGCUAGUCUUCCAACACCACAGACCGAAAUUCUGGGCUCGGUAUGCGGACGAUACCUUCGUCGUCAUCAGGUGCUAACGUUCAAAGAACGUCUCAACAGCGUCUUCCCGGACAUACAAUUUACGAUGGAGGAGGAAGAGAAUAACCAGCUGGCAUUCCUUGAUGUCCUCGUCUGUCGCAAAGAUUGUGGUGGCCUAAAGACCAAAGUGUUCAGAAAAGCAACGAAUACGACGCAAAUUCUGAACUUCAACAGUAACCACCCAAUCUGCCACAAACGCAGUUGCGUAAGAACGCUAUUUCGGCGUGUUGAGACGCACUGCAGUGAACCGGAAGACAAGGUUGCCGAAUCCCAAUAUCUUCGACGGGUUUUCCGAGAAAACGGUUACCCGCGUAACUUCUUCAGCCAGUGCCUGCGCAAACGAGACGAGCGACAAAAUCGCGCCGACCCCAAAUUCUGGCGAGCGAUCCCCUACAUCAAGAACGUCUCCAAGGCCGUUAGCCGCCUUCUUGCACCACUUGGGAUUGGAGUUGCGCACAGACCGAAGCCACCAUGAGGCGUCAAGUGAUGAGACCAAAAGAUUCACUGCCACGGCAAGAAACAUCUGGAGUCCUUUACCGGAUCUGGUGCAGUUGCGGACAAAGCAACUACGUCGGAGAAACUGGAAGACUGCUCCGGACGCGAAUCGCCGAACACGUGGCAGCUGUACGGAGAAAUGACGCCAACUCUCAGGUCGCGGCCCAUUCGACGAGACCCGGCUACGCAUUCAAGUUCGAUGAGGCCGAAAUUCUCGCGAGAGGGGAUAAUCGAGUGAGCCGCGAGUUGCUUGAGUCAUGGUUCACGGGACCUCAGUCUAUCAACAAGUGCAACGACAUCCCCACUCCAUAUUCUGUCCUGAGGCAUAGACUUGCCAAAGCAAUUGACCACUCGAGGAGCGCGCAAGCACGUGAGCCAGAUGGCCGAGCAAUCAUCACGCCAGCAUCCAAAACGGGUGAUGAGAUGUCAGCAAUUAACAACUUGCAUGCCGGCAAUCAAGCAAUUAGCGCACCAGCGGGCAACAAUCCUUCAUGAAGUGAGCACGGUUGAUUGCUGUAGGUAUGCGGUAGCAUGGCGACCGCAUCCUAUAAAUACUGCGACUUCCUGUACACUAUCCACCCUUUUCUGUAACUGUCUCUGAUAAUGGAUUCAAGAGAGAAUCCGAAACGUCAGGCGAAUAAAGCCAUUGUUCCAGCGAUCGCUUCUUCUUCUGAUCAGACAGUCCUAUAUUAUUUGACCGCAUCGCUUGUUUGAAUGUGACAAAAAGCGACACACCUGUACAACCCGCCUACCUAGCGUGAUCCUCUGUUUUUGUUUGCUGUCUGUUUUCUUAACGUUCAAAAUCUCCAUAUUAUUCAUUGCUCCGUCUUUAUUUGCUGCCUUAAUGCUAUGGUUCGCGAGAACAUUACCAUUUACGACAAGGACAUGUUUCAGUGUCAUCUUUCAACCAAUCUACGUGGUCACUCGAUGAAUCUACGGACAACAAUGACCAGGCUUAAUCUUUGUUGUGCAAUUUUCACGAAAAUGGUAGUGGAGAAAUGGAACGAUCUUCCUCAGUCAAUCCUGGAGGCGACGUCUCUUCAAAUAUUCAAGAAACGCUUGGAUGAUUAUUUGUUUCCCCUGUUUUUUCCCCGACAGUCUGCAUCUGAAUUAAAUGCCUCCCCACACCGCAAGUAUUUUUUUCUGUGACAAUGCUAAUCAAGUGGAUCAAGUACUGUUUAAAUAGCGGAUAUUUUCAUUGUUUGUGUACAGUUAAUUCUAAGGGGCUGACAUAAAAUCAAUAGGGUUUUCAAAAGCUCUGCCUAUUAUCCUUACCAAAUAAACUGAAAAAAGUACCGCCAGACCGACCACCCGACAAAAGCCCAGUCACCUCCCCCAAAGCCCGCAGGCAAAAGGGUAAACCCUCCCUUUCUGAGAAGCCGAGGCAGCGAGAGUAGAGUAAAAUCGAUCAGCACAAGGCUGACCAUCAUGAUAUGCCACUUGGGAUUUCUGGUCGACUAAGGGCAUUUUACGCGUUGACAAUGGAGAGCCGACCAAGUUCAUCGAAACGUCAGAAUCUAAAUAAACUGGUUCCCGUUCGCUUAGCUUUUUUCAAAAUAAGGGAGCUCCAUAGGAGGCCACAAGUUAAGCAACCACAGGUAAGUAGAAUAUUGUUCUUUCGAAUUCGACUGAUCACCGCUUGAGCAUCAAAAAUCAGACAGCCCAGCAAGUGUUAAAACUGCCAGCUCCGGACCAUAAGGAAACCGUGGAGACUAGGAGAAGUCAAAUGCUGAACGUCAUCCACUAGACUGCUCUGGGCGUACUUGGUCGAGCCCGUUGUCGACAUUUCACUACCGCGCACGUGAGGUGUGCGUAUUACUUAGUGUUUCAUGCCUUUCAGUCAGUGAUUGACUUGGCAACCGACUUUGGAGAGAGAUGUGCCAGGCAAAUGCAGGGGUAUGUAACCCAUCUGAGCCCCAGGAUUUGUGAGCUUCAGCUUUAACAUAAUCAGCAAAACAUGGCACUCGAAGCCACGGAGAAAGGCCAACCGGUGUGUGAAGCAUCGUCUUUCCCAUCGUCCCAUCCUCCCCAACUGCCCUCACUGUCCCCGCACGUUCAGCCAGCACAUCGGCCUAUUAGUCCACAUGCACAUUUAUGAAAUGUGUGGUAGGCAAUCACCGGCCGUACUAUGUAGUGGACAGCCAUAAUGGCUACGUCGCGCCUCUCAGUAGCGCCUGCACCUACGUUCUAGCGACAGCUUGCUAUAGCGCGCACGUCUGCCUGGCUUCGAUUUGUCUCGUUGCAAUUCACUAUCUGCGUCGCGCGUGGCUUGUCACUAUCUUCGCGUGGGCUCGGAACCAAUGAACGCAACUCCUAUUGCUGAUUGGUAAGGCAGGCGGGAACAGUCCAGAACAAUAGAGUAAACAAUCUGCAAUGACACUUGCAGCGGCGACCUUCGGUGACACAGGGGUCGUCGCUCUCGCGGAUGCCGCCUGCGCGGCACCGGACGUAUCCUCGUCCGAUUGCCAAAUUUCCCCUUCACUAUUCUGUUCAAAAUAAAAUGUCCUAAACAAAUGUCAUCCUGCUAAUAACAACUUGGGACAUGGCCUGAAGUUGUGGCGUACUGGGCGUACACCAUCAUCGCUUAGCCGCUACAACUACACCAUCACGCCUUCACCCACCGGAAACUGCACCAAACAGCAACAUAACCCGUCGCGAGCACUCAACUGCCACCUCUCACUGAAGUUGAAAGUGUGCUUUUCUGCUCCUUUCCCAUGCGCACCCUCUGCCACAUGCGCGAUUGGAGUGUGGGACUAUCAAGUUAAGUCAAGAGUCCUGCCAUGCAAGGUUGCCGACUGACGCCUCAACUCAGUCCACACAGUCUGUCCAGCUGUGUGUGCUUGUAUUUAGUGGCGGACUGAUGGGCUGCGAGUCAGGCUGCAACGUUUCUUUCCUGUGGCAUUCUCACGCUAGUGAGGAGGGUGUGUGCAUAUGGGUAAUGCCUUCUAGUCGUUGGCUGACUGGUGACCCGACGUUUGAAUAGCGAUGGAACAGGCUAAAUGCGGAAUCGCGUGUGACCCUUCUGGGCCUGAAGGUUUAAAAUCGUAUGCUAUGUCAGGAUCAGCAAAUCAUGGCACUCACAGCCUAGUGUACACUGGUAGUACCUGGUUCCGUCAGUAGAGGCACUUGGACUCCCGAUGGAUAUACAGGUCAUGUGCAUGGUCGCCCUGUGCCCCGUUCUUGUGCUGUUGUUGGUCAAAAUCUUGUUCGGUCACUUGCGAAUCCAUCGCACGGAGACUGGCAAACUAAUACCUUAAACACCAACUUACGCCUGUCGCAGCCUCCUCCACUCUCCACACUGCCCACUUACAUUCAUUCACCGCAUGGGCCUAUUUAGCCACAAGCAUAUCCACGUGAGCGGAAUUGACCGCAGUCCAGACACAUCUGGCGCAUCCAGCACACCCACCAUGCCUAGUCCCGCCCACACUCCACCUCACAGCGCACCAACAACGCCAUCAAACUCGACACAUCUUGCACACCCACCAUGAUCAGCUUAACUCACACCCAGUCGCUGAGUGCGACCACCACCACCACCACCACCACCACCACCACCACCACCACCACCACCAGCUCCACCAUCACCAAAUCUGAUAUCGACACCGCCGACUUCUCAUAUCCAUGAUGUCCCCGUACGUUCAUAUCAAACAUCGGCCUUGCCGGUCACUUAUGAAUCCAUUACACAGAGACUGGCGAACCAGUGCCUGGAGCACCAACCUAUACUCGUCGCAUCCCACUCCACUGUCCACACUGCACUCCCGCACUUAUUCAACGCACGGGCCUUCCAGACUUCAUUUGCGUUCACGAAAACCGCGGUAGCAAACUGCCCUACUGCAUCACACCGUCACGUCCUCCCUUACCAGCGUCUCACCACAUUUCACCAUCAUCCAGCGCAAACAACCAACUGGUCAUUUGCGGUGUGGACCAGGGGGCGUCAGAAGGAGCGCCAAAGUUCGAGCUCAACCGUGCCAUUUACCUACGCCCUCCCCCGACUCCACUCAUCUUGACUUUGCCUAAACACCGGGCAUAGGUGGGGCAGAAGAGAGUGCGGUGGAUGCACUGCAAGUAUAUCAUCACUAAAGACUAUUUCACAUACUGAAGUAGGCAAGAACGGCAGGAUUUAUUGGUGCCAAAAAAAUUCGUGACGGCUCCUGAGCUGCGUCCUGUCGCUUCAUAAGAGAGAUAACGAGUGAGAAGAAUACAACAGAUUUGAAUUCGUGCAGAAAAUCAAUGCAGAAACAGCAAGGUCAGGGUUUCAGUUAAAGCUGGCUAAUCCAUAAAGUUAGUAACUCAAACAUCGUAGGCGAAGAAAGUGAAGAAGGGGGGAACGUUAUAUCUUUAUAUCUUUGUCCUUUAAGGGCGAUGGCAUUUUAAGCACUACAAAACGACGGCUACGUUCCGCCAUUUAAAGGACACACAAUGCAACCGAACAAGUAUUAUGCAGUUCUACUAAGCCACUUCCGAUUCCACGAACAAAGAAUGCCUUGCCAAAGCACGCCACUUCAAAUUGUGUUAAUGAAUUCACAUGCACUUGCGGAUGCAAGUACAUUGGGCGCACGCAAAUGCAGUUGGCAGCCAGGUCUAUUGAGGACCUGCGCAGAUGGUUCCUAAGAAAAGAAUAUAAAAUCCCGCGUUCUUCCAUUACGAAACACCUGGCUUGAUAUUCGUCACUCCGUCGACCCCAAAACUUCCUUCCGAGUACUUGUCCGGGCACGAACAACUCGGACAUUGCGUUACCUGGAGGCGGCCUAUAUGCGACGAGUGAAACCAGAUCUUUGUAAACAAUUGGGACACUUUGUUAACCUUACAUUGCCAUGGUAGCCUCUAAACCCAUGAUUUUCCCUUUCUCCUCUGUUUCUGCUCUUUAAAGUUCCCGCCUUCUUCAAUUUCUUGGCCUACGGUGUUUGAGUUGCUAAAUUUAUGGAUUAGUCAGCUUAAACCAAAACCCUGACCUUGCUGUUUCUGCAUUGAUUUUCUGCACGAAUUCAAAACUGCUGUAUUCUUCUCACUCGUUAUAUCUCUUAUGAAGCGACAGGACGCAGCUGAGUAGCCGUCGCAAAAUUUUUUGGUUCCAAUAAAUCCUGCCCUUCUUGCCUACUUCAGCUUCCUACCGGGGACAAAAUGCUUCAAAUUCUAAUUCACAUACACACGGUCGACAUCGUCAACAGCGAAGGCUGGGCCUUGCUGUCGUUAGCACGGCCUGAACUGUAAAUAUCGGUUGAUGUCAGUGCGUCCGAAAUUGGGUGCCCUAUCCUUCUGUCAUCCUUAAUUUAUCCAAGAUAUACUUAAGCCAUUGAGAGAAAAAGAAACUUUAUUCUUGGAAAGAUUGUAUUUCAGCGCAGUCUUCAACGGUGACAGUGUGCAGAAACUACACCAGAGAAACCGGACAACCGCUCGUAAAGCCAAUGUCUGGACAUGCGGCAGCAAUGCGGAGAAAAAACGCGAGUUCGCGAGUUGCGACACAUCUGACGAGAUCAGGCUACACAUUCAAAUUCCACGCGACCGCAACUGUUGCUAGGGGUCACAGUCGAGUGAGUAGCUAGUUGUUUAAGUCCCGUCUGUUAACAAGAGUAAAGAUUUUCCCCCUUCCGUAUUCGAUGCCGAGACUUGUCCAGGCGAGCAGCGUACAGCUAAACAUAGUUUCCAGUGUCAUGGUCGGUGGGCCAGAUGGUUGAGUAAUUAUUCCACCUAUAUAUAAUAUCCGUUAUGAAAUUUCAGCGAUCAGCAACUCGAGUGUAUACUGUCAAACAAUAAUCACACUAGGUGCGUCGUAUUUGUCGUUUUUCUGAAAACUUUACUCUUUAGGCCACCACAGUCUUUGGGACAUAGGGGAACGUCCAGGAAAUCCAGCUGGUUGCUCUCGUCCUACUCGUCCUCCUCUUCUUCCUCCUCCCCCUUCUUGUUCUUGUUCUUGUUCUUGUUCUUCUUCUUCUUCUUCUUCUUCUUCUUCUCUCCUCCUCCUCCUCCUCCUCCUCCUCCUCCUCCUCCUCCUCCGCUUCCGCUUCCGCUUCUUCCUCCUCCAUCGUGAAUGGUAUGUCCAGGAAGACCGCAUUUAGACGUUCAUUGAAGGUCAUUAGUUGAUCUCAUCCGAUAACGAAGAAGUUAUCAUCCACAUACCGGGAGCAGAACUUCGGUGCGUGAUGUUGGGAAGGGCGAGACAAAUGCGAGGAGCCUGGGAUUAUGAGUCAACAUUGUUGACGUACUUGCUUCCUAUCAGUAGGCAUGCUUUUAUUGGGUUAGGCUGGAAGACCAGCCACUUUAACCGUUGCAGGACCACAUCGGCGAAUUCGGUUCGUGGCCGGGGUAACCUACUCCGGGGAACAUUUUGGCGAUCAAAUGAACUGAACAUUGAAGAAGUGUGUUGUAUCAGAAAUGUUCAUUUUCUACAAGUUCACCAAUUAAAAGGGAACACUAGUUUUAGCAUUCAGUGAUAAUGGUAAAGGAAUUGCAUGAGAUCUGAAUGUAAGCGCUUCAGAGCCGUCAGGUAGAAACGAAGCCCUGAUGUCGGUUAGACAAGAAGCACGUACUGGCACGGGGUCAUUUUCAUGGAUACGACUGCAUGGAUCGUCCCAAACAUUUAUGAUCAAGUGAUCCUAAUCGUAAAGGGCGAGACUCAAUCGCCGGUACAAGAGCUUUAUUAGCCUAACGUUUCGGAUUCCUGCUCAAACUCAUCAUCAGAUACAAAAGCAGAUAGGGGUGGUUCAUGCACAAGGGGUGGCAGUAUUUAUAGGAUGCAGUUAUGCUACGGCAUGCUACCGCAUUCCUAUAAACAUUCACGGCUCGCCCUUCAUCAUAAAUCGUUGCUAUUGGUGUGAUGACUGUUUGAUGGCGGACAUUCGCCUCGUUAAUUGCUGUAAUUACAUCACAUGUGUUGGAUGUUGGUGUAAUAAUUGAUCGACCAUCUUACCCUCCGACCCUGAAGUAGGGAAAAGUGUUCAUUUGUGCGCUCCCGGCGUGGUCAAUUACCUCGCUUUGGCGAAUUCUCAACACCGAGUAUGGAGGGAGAAGGUCAUUGCACUUGUUUAUUGACUGGAGGUCAAUAAACCAUGAUUCAAGUAGUUUCCAGCUCAUACCGUUGUCAACUUUUGCGACACUUUCGGCCUUGCCGAAUUCAAAUGUGCCGCUGGAUCUCUUUGAAUGAGCCGCCUACAUUUGGUGUCCGUGUAGCCAGCCCUUCCUUCCAUUUUGCGAAUGCACCGGCUGACGAAGUUUCGCGAGUAGCCAUUGGCUUUGAAGACCUGUGGGAGGUAUUGUAAUUCGGUAAUCUUGUCUUCCGCCUCACUGCAGUGCGUUUCGACACGCCAAAAAAGCGUCUUUACACGACUGCGUUCAGUACUUGUAUCGUAUUUGUCCCAUCGUAUUGACCCUAGUCUUACUUGGCUUUCAAUCACGCUAACCAAUGGAAUCCAUUUCGCACGCAUUUGAAUAUACCAGCUGGCAUGUUUCAGAGCCGAGACAGGCCUACUGGUAACUGGCAUUCAUAUUAAACGCGAAAAGGGUGUCUGUUUGCUGGUAGAUGCUAAAAUGAAUGAAGAGACGAUCCUUGUUUUGACAAAGUAUCCAUCACUGAAUUUGCCCUAACGGUUUGCUCUGAAUACAAAUUUAAACAAUAGGUCAGAUCUAACUAAGCACUAUUUCCUGGCAGAGAGAUCAAACGGCCUUCCAUCUCAGUGCACGGUGCUUAUGCAAAGUGUUUUUAACCUGACAAUCCGCCUCCUUUAAACGGGCUUUCUGCGUUACCCAAUGCGUUAGAUUAAUCUGCGUUGACUGCAAUAUUUCCGCACCAGAAGAGUCAGCCUUAAUACGCCUGGAUGAUUUUGUUAGGGCGAAGUCAGCUCUCUAAAAUGCUGCAGUUUGAGAUCGUAUUCUGAGGAAGUGUGCCUUUCGCAUGUUCAUCAUUUCUCUGUAGGACUACCUCGAAACAGUCCUGGUCGAUGCUUUCAGGGGGAAUUUUCGAAUGUGUAAGUGUAGCAUACAGGCCAGGAGUUUAUAUCCCAUAAUUGACAAGGUAAGUUUACUAAAAGCAUUAGAAAGAGAGGUGCAUAAUAUUCGCUAGUAAUGCGUAAAUUGCAUUGUGAGAAAGUAUCUGUUUGCGCCGUCCUCAAGGUCGGCUUGUGAAUCAUGAGCCGUGGUGCUUUUGGAGCAAAUCAUUGCUGUUUACGGGCAUAUCAUAAUAAUACGAAGAAAGCAUACUGACAGGAAGCAUGCCCCUUUAAUAAGUUCUGAAUUACGGGUAAGGGGCAGCCUUUUUGGGCACCCUUCAUCGAAAUUUCAUCGCAGCCCAGUUCAAAACAACCUGUUUCCCUAGCUGUUUGUGUUUCGCAUUAGCAACAAGGAGGUUUUGUGGCGAAUCAAAUCUGUCUCUCUUCUGACGUUUGUACCAGUCGAAGAACAGAUUCGUAAGCGCAAAUGGAGUCUGUCUGUCCGGCGUCUGCUGUGUUGGAAGUGACUCCAGGUCCCAGGAAUGCAAGAUGUGUGCUGGUGAGAAAUUAAGAAGACCGAUUGUGGACAAGGUCGGCCGGCGAGAUAUAUGGUCUCAAGUUGACCAAUUUCACCGAUAAUUCUUUACCCAUUUUGACACAUAUCAUUUGAGCAUGGCUAAAAAUGUUUUGCUCAGUAUCCUUCGAUCUUUCAUCAGUAGUUGCCAAAAAAUAAGAAUUGCGUAAAUUAAUUUAUAGGCUAUUACGUAGCAGACUUUGAUGGCAAUCAUGAAAAGUACUUUAGUCAUUCUUCUGUCGUAUCGCACCGAAGUCUCCUUUGCCAAAGUUGAAUUCCCAAGUGCCUUAUAGGUGACCCAAUUGUUGGUCAAAGCAGCGAUGAAGGAAGUGCAGAUGCAAUUGUGCUGACGCAGUCUGUAGGGCGAAUUCCUCCCAACGGCCUGCUGCAGGAAACCCCGAGGGCUCGAAAAUCGAACUCAGGUUAGUACACGUGUGAGACUCUGGUCGAUAAUGUGCGAAAUGUGAACGUAUAAGGGGAUCUGGGGAAUCGUGCGUUCGACGUUCCGGAGGCCUCGGCCGGCUCUCUAAUAUAAAGAAGUUUUGCGUGAAAAUCGAUCAAAAUCUUGAAUUAACGGCCAAAUUAUUUAACCUAUCGAAAAUCGAUGGAGACUAUGCAUACAUUAACAAAAAUUAUUUUACACAGGGUGAAUUUUUUUCAGGUGGGUUGCAAGGAAGUACAUUCAACCAUCAAUACCCUUACGUGUCCGAAAUAUCACGGAAUUUUACCGUAAAUUAAGCGCUAUUGCAACUCCGAUCAGGUAGGUCUUCCUGAUAGAAACUUCAUUUCAGUAUUUCGGUUACGAUUUCAUGAGUAUAGUCACCAACUCGUGAAGGACAUAAAAUGGCGAUUUGCGCUGGAAAAGUGCGAAAAAAGAACAUUCUUUUUUAUCGCCUGCCAUCAGCAAGCAGGCAAUGCGUGUAAACCCACUACCCAUACCACGAGAACUGUUAGAAUAUUUGACUGUGAGCAAGAGAGAACAUCGUAUUUGGGGUUGAUCGCUAUCACUUCAUCUUUAAAUAUACGGAUUAUAUAUAUAUGUAAAUGUUUUCGGGCGCGAAGCGUUUGAGUUAGCACGACGUUGGGAAACCUUUACCCUUAGCAGGUCAUCUACGCAAGCACAAAUCCAAUUCCCCCACAGAUGCCUUGACAAUCACAUGCUUCCAAAGAGCUUGUCUUACAAGCCACCGGUAAACACACGCCUGGCGAAUAUGUCCGAGCGCUCCUUCAGGACUGUCGUCAACUGCGGAAAUAUAGAGGGGUUCUGAGCCAAGCGAUCGCUAAAUGCUCUAAACUCAUCGGCGAAGACGGAACUAUGCUGUUGCAGCAGGCGAUUGAUAAACGGGCCAGGGAACUACGAGCAAAACGGAAUAUCAAGCUGGCAGAUAAACUUCGAAAUAUUAGCCACUCGUUCCAGAAGGAGAACGACGUCCUAGUCCACAAUCUAUCCUCCAAUGAGCCGACUACUGCUGGGUCACGAGGCCUGCUUCAAUACCACAGACGUCGAUCCGCUCAACCUCGUGACAACAGUAGAAUCAAUUCUCAAACAAACCGAGGAAUCCGCGAAACAAAACACCUUGUUCGGCAACAGGUAACCGCCUUGGUGAUGACGCACAAACCACGCGCAAAUAUCACCAGAGCAAAACAGGAUGCCCCCAAGAAACCGAGGGCCGACACGAGCAUUGUGGUGCUGCCAGCAGACAAAAGCUGCUCUACACUUGUCUUGGACAAGACUUCAAACAUACUGUAAUGACGACGACGGGAGAAGGGACGAAAUGAAAUAUCUACAUUCCCUGUUCAAAGCCAAUGGUUACUCACGAUCUUCCAUAAGUGGGCGCCGAAGAGGGUGUAACCGCGAACGCUCUAGAGAUGAAAAACCGAAGUUCCGGCACUUAAGCCCCUACAUGAGGACUGUUUAUGAGACGACAGCAAGAAUCCUGAGCCCUUUUAGGAUUGGGAUGGCCCAUAAACGGGAAUCCACUCUCAGGCAGCAGAUAAUGAGGCCAAAAAACCAAUCAAUCAGCAGUGGUCUACAGCAUACCUUGCCAAGAUUGCAUUGCAAGGUAUGUUGGUGAAACGGGCAAACGUCUCUGCACAAGAUUGCACAAGCACCAGCUUGCAGUCAACCACGAGGAUAAGCUGUCUUUGGUAUAUGGCCACAUAUAACAGGAAAAACACAGCGUCGGCUUUGGGAAGGCAAGCGUCAUAGUCCGAGCCAGUGAAACGAUGGCCAGACUGGUUGUUGUAUCCAGCUAAUCAACGCUUGGAAUUCUCCACACCCCGCUCUCAAGUGCUUCCACAUUUGGCCCCCUGUUGACAUUCCCCUUCCCAUUUUUAUAACCCUUUUCGAGCGUUAUCGGCGUUCUUUCAACUAACUAGGUUUGUAUUCUGACCUUGAGCUGGAAAUUCGUUUUGCUCGAAAAGUAACAAAGGAAUUCUUUGUCUUGGGUAUCCAUUGUUGAGUUUUGUACGUUUUUCAUUAUUACCUUAUUCUAUCAAUAGUAGCGUACAUACAGCGAACUCUGUUUUUGCCUAUACGCGUCACUCGUCUGACAAGGAAUUCUACAAUACCUAACAGCGUACCAUAUAUUGGAGACACGUUCCAUGAAGAAUGAAUCGGACGGUACGGAACAGUCUAUCGGACUAGACAAACCCGGUGUCUUCGAAGGACUAGGAGAGCUGAAGAAAGACGUCUAGUCCGGCUCUUGUAAGAACGUUUCUAUUGGUAGUUGUAGUUCCAGUAAAACAGUUGAAGCCUUAAGAAUAGACGAAAUAGAAGAGAAGUGAUUUAAACGUGAGGUCGAACUCCAACAGGCUCUUUUGACGCCGAGAGAAGUACAGAGCUUGCAAGGAUAGAUGUCGAGACCGAUGCUUAGAUAUCCGAUGACGACCGUUAACCCGUGAAUUCCGUCGCGCAUGCCUCAGGAUAUUUGAAACAAUACACAUUGGAUGAAAUUUCUCCUGAAGAGAGUAAUCAUUGCCCACGUGGAAAUGUUUAUAUGUCCAAAUCAAGCGCCAGCUGCCAGUUUACAACUGCCCAACGUUGAGCUGUCCUGGUUUGACGGGAAUCAAGUUCAUUAUUGGAAGUUUAUACGACAGUUUGAAGUGUACGUAGAGAUCGAAGUUUAAGAUGCUGGACAGAGGCUGCUGUACUUGAUUCAUUGUUGCAGAGGUGAUGCGAGAGCGACCAUAGAAGAGUGCGUAAUGCUUCCAUCACCUUCGGUUUAUUUACCUUCCGCACGGGAAAUAUUGAGCAGCUUAUAUGGCCAGCCACAUGUAGUGGCUAAUGCUCUUCUGGACGGUGUUUUGAGGCAGGCACACCAAGUAAACCAGACUGCAGGGGACUUGCCGAUUCGUACAUAAUAGGAGAACUUGUGAAAUAGCUCUCACGUAAAUUAACUACGUGUCUGACCUACAAUCGCUGAUUCAAUGGGCUGAAGUUGCUGACAAAAUAUAAAUGAAUGGUAGAGAUCCGGAUUUUGCAGACCUCACAUAAUUCGUAAGUACUCGAGCUGAGAGAGCAAAAAGUCGUUUCGGACAAAUAUCUUGAGAUGGGGAUGGCAAGCGCUCUCAACAACCAUUUACAGCCACAGCCCAACAUCAAAAACGGAAAAAGCCUAACAAUUUUGUCAUUGCGAGUGUCGAACCAGAUCUACGGCCAUGUUAUACAAGUUCCAAUGCACAGAAAUUGGUAAACUGCCCACGUUUAAUUUCAAUGGGUGUCGCAGAUCAAUGGAAUUGUCUGCGGCAACACAAAUUAUGUUUUGUUUGUCUUGGUAAUACUCAUUUUGCCAAGUUGUGCAGCUCCAGAGAACUUUGUGGUCAUUCCGAGUGCAAAAAACGACAUCAUAAGAUUUAGCAUGUAAUAUCCUCGGAAAAUAAUCAAUAAAUAUUACAUGAUGAAGGGCUUUGUGCCCUGACUAGAAUUACGCAUGUACGAUCACGACUGGGGGUUAUUUCUGUCAAGUAGGCAACUCCGACAGGAAACGUCGAAACAUACGCAUUUUUGGACAGUGACUCGGAUGUCACUCUGGUUGAACGAAAGCUUAUCGUAAGAAGUGGACUGUUAACAACGCCAAGAACAUUGACAAUAAACACUUUAAUCGGUUCAAUCAAAUGCAACUCAGAAGUCAGAAGUCUAAGAGUACUGUCCAUGGAUGGAAUCGAGUCAGUUGAGAAUGAAAGGGUUUUGGUGGUCGAAGACUUUUCACCUCGUACAAAAUCAACAAUUAAAAGGAUAGCUUCUUCGUGGCCACACCCAAGCGGUAUAAUGUUCGACGAGCUCACUGAUUGCGAGGUUGGCAUACUCAUUGGGAAUGAUAUCGCGAAAGCUCAUUGGGUAAUCGACCAACGUCUGGGUGGCAAAAGGGAGCCGUUUGCCGUUAAAACACUGCUGUGCUGGAUGCCGCUUGUGUCUUCACGUGGAAGGCACAAAGAGAACGAUGUCUGUCACUGCACUGUAAAUCAAGAAACGAAUCUGACGCACAACAUUAAGAAGCUAUAGGCGUUUUCGACACUUCAACAACGACUGCGAGUCACUCAUUCGAGGUCAAACGGGCACUGGCUGUUGUGUGAUCUUACGUUAAAUCAUAAAAGGGCAUUACCAACUGCCACUCCCUUGACGAAACAGUUCGCCGAAUUGACCGGACAAUUUCCAGUUGGCGCGUAAACGACUAAUCUAUCUCAAUAAUAAAUUGGGUCGAGAUCCUGAAUUACAUCGGAAAUAUGAGCAAACAUUCCGUUCGUACAUAGAGAAGGGAUACAUCGAGGGACUUGACAACAACAAAGCGUUUCAAGUUACGAGACACUGGUAUUUACCACACCACUCCAGUGUUAAUCCCCGAAAACCAGAAAAAACUUCGUGUUGUAUUUGACUGUGCGGUCAAUUGUCAGGGCGUGUCUCUGAAUGAAAAUCUAUACCAAGGACAUGACCUAAACGCUAAUUUAGUAAGUGUGUUUUUGUUUUUAUGACUUGUGCGUAUUGCAGUGCCAGGGGAUAUAAAGGAAAUGUUCCCGCAAGUGAAAGUGGACCCGAUUGAUGGACCUACUCUGAAAUGUUUGUGGUGGGAAAAUGACGAGCUUGAAGGAAAACGUUGAAUUUAAGUGGACAUCUCACACAUUCGGAUUGACUUCUUCGUCAUUUGUGACACUUUUGCGUUACAAAAAAAUGUUGAAGAUUUCGGUCCAUCUUACUCUUCAUCAACUUGCAGAGCGAUUCACCAGAGUAUGUGCGUUGAUGAUUGUCUAGUCUCCUUAUGUGAUGUCGAUUCCACCAAACGUUUUGUGAACGAAAUUGCUAAACGUCUCUAUCAAGGCCGCCUUCGUACGUAGAACUGGGUUUCUAAUGACCGGUGUAUACUCUCGGUCGUUAGUGCGACUGAACGUUCUUCUGUUAUGCGAGAUAUUGCUGUCAACCCCAUACCUACUGAACGAACUUUGGGGUUGCAGCGGGACACGCAUUCCGAUAUUCUGACGAUAAGUUUCAAUACGUCCGCAAAACUGUCCACUCGUAGGGCUAUUUUUUCUUGCUUGUCCUCUCUUUAUGACCCUCUGGGUUUCGUCUUGCCUUGGCUGAUACCAGGAAAGUGUUUACUACAAUGCUUGUGCAAAAACGGAAUAAAUUGAGGUAAACAACUAUCUGGCAUCGAGAGUUCUCUAUGGAAAACUAUAUCUCUAAUUUACGGAGCCCGAAGACUUUUCAGCUGGGCCGAGGUCUAAAGCCCAAAGAUAUUAGCUAUCCGAUGCGAGCCGAACUGCACGUGUUUUGUGAUACCUCGGAAGAAGCAUACAAUGCAGUAGCAUAUGCUCGCUUUAUUAACGAAAGGAAAUCUACAUUGUUCACUCAUUUAUUCGAACGCACGUGUUGCCCCCUCAAAGCCGUCUCUAUACCACGUUUAGAGUUGGCAGCUGCUACUCUGGCUGUGCGCGUGGCUGAUCUCUUCCGCUCAAGCACCGAUAGGUACUUCCAAACAAUUACGUUCUGGACCGAUUCUAUGAUAGUCCUUUAUUAUAUACACAAUCAAUCAGUCAGGUUCUGCACAUUCGCAGCCAACCGACUGACAGUUAUACAUGAUCUGUCUGCGACCUCUCAGUGGAGAUACGUGAGUUCGGAAGUCAACCGAAUAGACAUUGCUUCCCGAGGUACGUUCAACUUUAUGCUGAUACGAAGACGCCUGGACGGUCCGAAAUUUUUAGUUCGACCUGGAAACGAAUAACUCGUACAACCUUCAGCAGGACCACCCGAAGACUUGGAAUUCAAAAGGACAACAGCACAAGUUUAUGUAUUACAUCGAUGUGAUGGUUUAGACGAAUUAUUAAUGCAUUUUUCAAGUUGGACAAGGCUACAAUGGGCUGUGGUCUGGCUCCUGCGUUUCAAGCAGUACGUCUGAGUCACCACUGGCAAGACACCUCAGGAGACGCUGAUUUUGUGUUUUAUCCGAGUAUCCAAAAUGCGCCAAGCUAGCAUUAGCUUGAUAAAGCCUAAACAAAGGAAGCACCUUUCGAAAGAAUUGCAUAUUCUGAAUUCUACACCAGUAGAUUACCAGAAAAGAAAUUCCGUGAGAAACAUUGGCCUGAGAGAGUUAUGUCCGGUUUUGAUUGAAGGAGUAAUGUGCGUUGGUGGUCGCCUUAACUAGUCAAAUUUUUGUGAAUCGUUAAAACACCCGUCAAUCCUCCGAUACAAUCAUCCAGUGACGGAAUUAAUCAUACAUUACUUUCAUGAAUUGGAAGGCCAUUGUGGGACUGCCCAAGUUCUAGGUGCAAUCUGUCAAAAAUUCUGGAUUCUAAAAGGAACUGCUUCUGUCAAACGUGUCAUCGGUAGACGUUUACUUUGCCGAAGAAAAUUUCGAAAAAUUUAGGGACAGAUGAUGUCUCUGCUUCCCCUAAAUAGAAAAAAAUUCGGCUGUUAUCCGCUUAAGUGUGUUAGGGUGGAAAAAUUUGGUCCUUUGAUGGUCAAACGCGGACGAUCUCCGGAGAAACGCUGUUGUUGUUUAUUUAGCUGCUUACAGACGAGAGCCGUACAUCUUGAAAUUGCCGCCAACCUGACCACGAAUUCUUUUGUUCAGUGUCUGAGGAGAUUCGUGAGUAGACGCGGACGUCCCACUGACAUCUACAGUGACAACAGAACCAAUUUUGUUGGCGCGGUAGCAGAACUCCGAAAAGACCAAAGAAGGGUGUCGGAACAACUUCUAACUCCAUAGAUACAGUGGGUUUUUAACCCACCCACUGCCAGCCAUCGAAAAGACAUCUGAGAACGAAUGAUCAGGUCUCUACAACGGAUUCUUUUUGCUCUCUGUAAGGAGCAGUCCCUAACUGACGAACAGCUCGGCACCCGCUUCGUGCAGGCUGAACGUAUAUUAAAUAAUAGACCGCUUGUCCCGCUAACAUCAGACAGAAACCAGUCGGAAGCGCUUACACUGAAUAUCUUAUUUUUGAUGAGGAACUGUCCAGUGCUGCCGUGCGGUAACGAAUUGGUGGCACGGUAACCUGUUAGAUGGAAACAAGCGCACUAACUCGCUGGCGUGUUCUAUAGACGAUGAGUAAAAGAAUAUCUCCCAUGUCUGCAGAAAAGAACAAAAUGGACAAGAGAAGCCGUGGGACUGAAACCAAAUGAUAAUUUUUAGUUUCUGGGAAGCGCGCACCUCGUGAGAAUUGGCCUUUGGGAGUAAUAGAUACGUGCAAAAGAAGUCGCGACGGCCUCGAGAGGACGGUGUAUAUUAGAACGGCGGGCGGUCUCCUAAUGAAGUACGUUAGAAAGAUUUGUCUACUUGAGGUUCAGAGCAGCCGUAUACCUCCAAACACCUAGAUCGUUCUUAAGAGCCGGACGCGGAGAAUUGGCGGGCGUUACUGUAUCCAGCUGGUCAACGCUUGGAAUUCUUCACGCUCCCCCUCAAGUGCUUCCAAGUUUGGCCCCCUGUUGACAUUCCCCUUCCCCAUUUCUAUAACCAUUUUCGAGCGUGAUCGGCGUUCUUUUAGUUAUCUAGUUUUGUAUUCUAACCUUGAGCUGGAAAUUCUUUUGUCUCGAACAGUAAUAAAGGAAUUCUUUGUCUAGGCUAUCCAUUGUUGAGGUUUGUACGUUUUUCAUUAUUAACUUAGUCUAUCAAUAGUAGCGUAUAGACACCGAAAUGUGUUUUGGCCUAUACGCGUCACCUGGCUGACAAGGUAUUCUACACUGAUUCUCGAAUGUUGGUCCUCAGAUGAGACCAGCAACAGAGCCAUUGGCCUUCAUCCGGCCUAUCAGGCGCUUCGUACGAGGCUCCAGUCAGUUCGGAGGGGGCCGACAGCACUGGCGAACAAAUCGCGGCUCUCUCAACAGUUGUCAACUUCACGGCAGGGGGGAGAGCCAGCCGGGGUCAGACAACCGACGCGAGACAUCGACCCACCGACGCGCCCAAAAAAUCGAUCGUGAUUCCCACAUGGAAGGGCAGCUGA